Gordionus sp. m RMFG-2023 is the source of this 456-nucleotide messenger RNA. RefSeq lists its product as uncharacterized. The coding region runs from base 1 to 456 and encodes 151 amino acids. NCBI's taxonomy places the organism in Eukaryota, Metazoa, Nematomorpha, Gordioida, Chordodea, Parachordodidae. The transcript has a single exon. The record is from RefSeq and is a predicted model, not a curated record.
AUGUUUGGAGUCACCAGGGUAAUAUAUUUAGGACAUAUAAUAGAAGACAGAGGAGUCAUGCCAUUAAGUAAAAAUAUUGAAGGUAUAAAAAAUAUGCGAUCGCCAAAGGACGAGAAGGAGUUGCAGUCGUUUAUGGGAAUGAUAAAUUUUUAUCAUCGAUUUAUUGAAGCUUUUGCAGAAAUAGCCGCUCCAUUAUAUGACUUGUUGAAAGAUAAUACAUUCAGAUGGUUGGAAAUUCAGGAAAGAAGUUUUAACAAGUUGAAGGAUAAUAUAUGUAGAAAACCCAUUUUACUAUGUUUUGAUAAUGAUUUGGAGGUGAUUUUAUCAGUGGAUGCUUCUGCAAGGGGAGUGAGAGAAGCACUUUUACAAAUAUUGGACAAGGAGGAAAGGCCUGUUAUAUAUUUUUCGCGAAGGUUCAGACCAGUGGAGGAGCAUUAUUCGGUUAUUGAAAAUUGA